This is a messenger RNA of Andrographis paniculata, 1594 nucleotides long. RefSeq names its product inositol polyphosphate multikinase beta. Gene Ontology annotation, biological process: inositol phosphate biosynthetic process. NCBI's taxonomy places the organism in Eukaryota, Viridiplantae, Streptophyta, Magnoliopsida, Lamiales, Acanthaceae. Gene Ontology annotation, cellular component: nucleus; cytoplasm. The coding region runs from base 472 to 1371 and encodes 299 amino acids. The record is from RefSeq and is a predicted model, not a curated record. Gene Ontology annotation, molecular function: inositol tetrakisphosphate kinase activity; inositol-1,4,5-trisphosphate 3-kinase activity. The transcript is spliced from 3 exons.
AAUUUAAAAUGCAAAGUGUAUAAUUAUAUUUUAAAAAUAAAAAAAAAAUUAUAUGAAACGGACGAAAAUGAAAAAUACGACAAAUUAUGCGGGGACGGAGUGAGUAUAUAAAAUGAAUGGAGUAUAAUAUAUUUUUAUUUGAAAUUAUGAUUCUGUCCUCGCGUCAAGUUGCUACUGCAAAUCAGAUUCUUUGGGGCAGUGCGAUUCGGCCAUGGUUUUUCGUGCCCGCUAUUUUUCUCUCUUCUGAAUUCUGAAUUCUGAUUCUGAUCCUUUUUCGUUGCGCCUCGGGAGAUGCUCCCGAGUUUUUUACAAUGCUUCCAGAUCUUGCCGUAGAAUCCAUGCCCUAUUUCUCAACGUGUUGGGUUCGCGAUGGAAGAAUUUAUAGCGACUUAAGGUUUAAUCUGGAGAAAAAAAGUGAAUACCAAAUCCAUUGAUUGCAUAGUGUUAAAAAAGCCUUUCUAGUAAGCAGCCAUGCUUAAAGCCCCCGAGCAUCAGGUUGGGGGACACCAUGCUAAAGCCGGACAGCUCGGACCUCUCACCGACGAUUCAGGAAAAUUCUACAAGCCACUUCAGGGCGAUGAGCGUGGAUCAAAUGAGGUUUCUUUCUAUACGUCGUUUUAUUCUAACACAAAAGUUCCUAAAUGCAUCACCAGAUUCUUCCCAAAGUUCUACGGCACUCAGCUUGUCGAGGCAUCUGAUGGAUCCGGCGUAAAGCCUCAUCUAGUUUUAGAAGAUCUGACUUUUGGUAUGGUUAAUCCGUCGAUAAUGGAUGUGAAAAUUGGUUCGCGAACAUGGCAUCCACAAUCGCCGGAGAAUUACUUCAAGAAGUGUUUUGACAAAGAUAAGGCAACCACGAGCCUUUCUUUGGGUUUUAGAUUUUCCGGUAUGCAAAUUUUCGACACCAAAGAGUCGGGAUCUUGGAAGCCGAAGAGGGCAAUGGUUCAGACUCUUUCUGCUAAUGAAGUCAGUUUAGUUCUGAAAAAGUUUGUCUCUUCUAACGCUUCCGAGCCACUUAACUCGAACGACGACUGUGCUUUUGCAUCGGCUGUUUAUGGAGGUCCCAACGGUGUUUUAUCACAGUUGAUCGAAUUGAAGUCGUGGUUCGAGAAUCAGACUGUUUAUCAUUUCUACUCUUGCUCGAUUCUUGUGAUGUUUGAGAAGGAGCGCGCCGUUAAUGGAGAAAACCUUUCUCCGGUGAUCAAGCUCAUCGAUUUUGCUCAUGUUUAUGAAGGAAAUGGCGUAAUCGAUCAUAACUUUUUAGGCGGGCUCUGCUCUUUGAUUAAGUUUGUCUCUGAUAUUGUGACUGCAGCCGAUGAUUUUCUGGAUGACGCUCGGAGUCUUAAGGCUUUGGAUAACGGCGCUUGCGCCUGAAAUGGUCGAGCAUUUUUUUAUGUUCGGGUCUUGGGCGAUCGAUGUUCUUCGAGUUUGUCGGCUUUCUUCCUUCCAAGUAAGGUUCUUUUUUCUUUAAUAAGUAGUGUCUUGCUGUUUGCUUGCUUAUGUUAUGAAAUGUGAUCAUGCUGAAGCUUAAGUUUCUGUAUUCAUUUAUCCUUCAAAUUUUUAAAUCGCAAAAAAAAUAUAUAUAUAAUUAAGAUAA